GAUCAUGCCUUUCCCCCCCUACUAUGGCACUCAGCAGAGUGAACCUGAGCGCUUCAGUGCGUCAUUCCAUUGAACCACACUGAAUUCACUCUGAUCAGCUGUUGUGGAGCAGGAAGCUCGGAGUUGUUCAACUUGGAAUUUAUUUUUAAACUCCGUUUGUUGAACCUACUUCUUGGAAUCAAGUCAACACACGACACCAGACGGUGGCGAUGAUGCACCGUUCGCUGUUUGCCCACCGCCAUUCCUUCUUUUAAGAGAAAGAAGAAGAAAUCUUAACGCCUGGUUAGCUGCUGACGUGUAUGUGCGUGGAAGUGUCAGUGGAUAUCGUUUAGUUCUUUCCGCGACAGUUCAGAAUGAAAUCAUUAGAUUGAGCUCGUACCUCGAUGGUAAAACGAGCCGAGGAUAGCGAGGACUAUCAGCACAGGGUAACAAAGCGUCGCACAGCUGCACACAGGAAGGCACACAGCUGCUGCCCUCACCAGCAGCUGAACAGCAACACACACAACAACACUUUAUGAGGACUUUCCCGAGGUGUGUCUUGGCAGCUUUGUGAGGAACAAUGGGGAAGAAGAAGGUUCCAGAUUUGUACAGAGCCCCCUUCCCCUUGUACUCUGUGAAAGUGGACCCUGACACAGGGCUGGUGAUCAUAGCAGGAGGAGGGGGGGCCUCCAAGACGGGCAUAAAGAACGCUGUGCACUUCCUGGAUCUGCAGCUCGUUGGGGAAUACCAGCACAGUGCCAGUCUCCUUCACUCCCAUGAUACUGACACACGUGCUACCAUGAACAUGGCUGUAGGUAAAGGUGUGAUUGCUGCAGGACAGGAUGGGACCUGCUGUCUGAUGCAGUUUAAAGAGUGCACGCAGAAAGAAGCCAAAGAUGCUAAUAAAGAUGGGAAAAGCAAGCAGCAGGGUAACGCCAGGCUACGAGCUGGGAAAGGAGACAAGUGUGGACAGGAUGGAGUUACACCAUCUGGAAACAUGUCAGAUAUGAAGGACGAGACGAUUCACAUCUCUGUGACCGCUUCAGCUGAAGUGCAGUCAGACCUGAACCCUCAGGAUCCGCUUCAGAAAGUCGUCAGGUUCAGUCCUGACCAGAGCCUGCUGCUAACUGGAGGCACCGAUGGGCACAUCAGAGUCUGGGAGUUUCCUUCCCUGAAGAAAAAGUUUGACUUCAAAGCACAUGAAGGAGAGAUCGAAGACUUGGAUAUAAGUCCUGGGAACAAGCAUCUGGUGACUGUUGGUCGGGACUUUGCCUGCAGUGUAUGGAGUGGCAACCAGUUGUCUAUGAGUCUUAAAUGGCAUGAAACCAUGUCUCAAAUAGAUGAGAAGACCUAUCGAUAUUUGGCUUGCAGGUUUGGAAAGGUUGAAGACCAGAAAGAUGCCCUGAGACUUUACACCGUGCAGAUCCCCCAUAAACGAGACAGAAAACCUCCCCCGUGCUACCUCACCAAGUGGGACGGCAGGAGCUUAUUGGCCAUGCUGACGGCUCCCUGCGGCACGGAGGUCAUCUCCAGUCUGGCUGUCAGUGACUCUGGAACAUUUCUUGGCCUUGGAACUGUGACAGGAUCAGUAGCAAUCUACAUCGCGUUCUCCCUACAGAGGCUGUAUUAUGUGCAUGAAUCACACGGCAUCGUGGUGACAGACCUGGCCUUCCUGCCUCACUCCAUGAAAGGCAAGAACAUCAAGGGGAACAAUGAAACAGCCCUGCUGAGCGUAGCUGUGGACAGUCGCUGCCAACUACACCGUGUUGCCAGAAGAAGAUACUUCCCUGUUUGGCUGGUGUUGUUCUUCUGUGGUGUCCUGGUGGUGGGAGUCGUUCUCCUCCUACAGCACCUCUUUCCAGGGUUUAUUUAAGUCGUACAUGUUGCCACGAAUGAGCAUUUAAUCAUCUCUCUGCAUCGGCGGACCUGAGUUCAGCCUUCAUGCGUCCCAUCACUGCACCGUUACUAAACCAAACCUGGACAGCGUUAAAGGUUUAUCAUCGUUUAAAAGCCGGAUUUUCAUUGGAUUGUUUUGUGAGGACGUUGCCUUUGAUUAAAAAAACGUUCACAGUGAAUGAUCCAUUGACUUUGAGUAACUUUAAAAAAAUGUUGGCAGCAGAGACAUGAAUGAUGACAGAAGCUGCUCGUUGGUUAAACAUGUUUUUGUCUGGAUUCAGCUCAAUAUAAAUAAAAAUGAAUCAAACUGAAAUUGUUUUUCAUUGGACGUCUGAAUUCAGACGUUUCCUGUGCGAGCUUGUGUCGUGUUGCAGAAGAAUAGCAGUCUGGCUUUAUGAACACCUGAACAGCUUCUUCAGCCUAAGGACAAAAAUAAGACUUAAAAAACAACCUGAUUCCAUUUGGUUAAAUAAAAGAAUAAAAACCAAUGAUUUUAGCAGUUUACUUUGUGCUUCACAACAGUGACUGUUCAAGCUCUAAAUUUUACAGCAGUUAGUUUUAAAACCCUGAAGUUUAUUUGAGCACAGUAGAAACUUGCUGUUGAACUCAUCCAACAGGUAAACGUCUCAGAUGACCAGACAAACCUUUGAUUGUUGGGUCUUAACUUAAAGUAUUGUUUCUUGAGGCGACUGUUUGGUCCUGUGUGAAUAAAACUGAA
Pundamilia nyererei is the source of this 2593-nucleotide messenger RNA. It is a transcript of the gene preb, whose product is annotated as prolactin regulatory element binding. Gene Ontology annotation, molecular function: guanyl-nucleotide exchange factor activity; protein binding. Gene Ontology annotation, cellular component: endoplasmic reticulum membrane. NCBI's taxonomy places the organism in Eukaryota, Metazoa, Chordata, Actinopteri, Cichliformes, Cichlidae. Gene Ontology annotation, biological process: endoplasmic reticulum to Golgi vesicle-mediated transport. The coding region runs from base 560 to 1852 and encodes 430 amino acids. The transcript is spliced from 11 exons. The record is from RefSeq and is a predicted model, not a curated record.